AUGGAUGGAGCAUUGUGCCCUCCCCCCCCCUUCUCUCCCCACAGGCAUGUUGGAGGAGCUGGCGGAGGGACACCUCUCUCACACAAUUCUCCAUUCCCCCUGCCCCUUCUCUCCCCACAGGCAUGUUGGAGGAGCUGGCGGAGGGACACCUCUCUCACACAAUUCUCCAUUCCCCCCGCCCCUUCUCUCCCCACAGGCAUGUUGGAGGAGCUGGCGGAGGGACACCUCUCUCACACAAUUCUCCAUUCCCCCCGCCCCUUCUCUCCCCACAGGCAUGUUGGAGGAGCUGGCGGAGGGACACCUCUCUCACACAAUUCUCCAUUCCCCCUGCCCCUUCUCUCCCCACAGGCAUGUUGGAGGAGCUGGCGGAGGGACACCUCUCUCACACAAUUCUCCAUUCCCCCCGCCCCUUCUCUCCCCACAGGCAUGUUGGAGGAGCUGGCGGAGGGGGAGGUGGACGGGCGGCAGAGGGAGGACGUGGGGACGGCGGUGGGCGAGGUGGAGCGCAUCGUGGCGCUCAUCAACGUCGUGCUCGACGUCUCCAAGGCCGAGGCCGGCCGCCUGCACAUGGAGCACCUGCCCUUCCACACGCGCUCCUGGCUCAAAGAUGUGCUGCACUCCCAUGCCUGCGCCGCCCACGCGCGCAACCUCAAUUUCGCGUGCCGUGUGGAUACGAGUGUGCCCGAGGUGCUGCAGGGGGACUACAUGCGCCUGCAGCAAGUGCUGGACAGCAUCGUAGCCACUUCUGCUGCUGCUGCCACUGCUGUCCCCACGGCUGCUGCUGCUGCUGCUGCUGCUGCUGCUGCUGCUGCUGCUGCUGCUGCUGCGCUUGGCGGUGAGCAGGAGCGAGGAGAGAGAGCGUGGAGGGAGCAGGUGUUGCAGCAUGGGUUGGUGCAGCAGGGGGCGGAGCAGCAGGGGGCGGAGCAGCGAGGGGUGCUGGGGGGCGUGGUGGGCGAUUGGGCCCCACAGCUGGCCUCGCUCUGCACUCGCUUCCUCCCUCGCCCCUCCCACCCGCCUCUGGGGGCGAUGGGGCAAGGGGAGGGCAACGAGAGGUGCGAGUGUGAUGAGGAGGAGGGAAGGGAGGGGAAGCUGGAGGGGGAGUGGGAAUGGAAGGGGCAAAGGGAGGAAGGUUGGAGUAAUGGAGAGAAUGGGCGCAGGGAAGGUGUGGGGGAUGAGGAACGUGGGAGAGGUGAAUGGGAGGGUGCAGCAGUGCAGUCAGUGGGUGGUAGGGAUGCGGCAGCAGGUGCAUGUGUGCAGCAAGGGCGGGAGGAGGGUGGCGAAGGGGAGAAGGCAGGUGAACGUGGCGCUUUUUGGAGAGGAGGAGAGGGGAGAGGAGAGGGGAGGGGAGCAAGGAGAGGAGAGGUGGCUUCUCUGAGGCACUGCGAAGAGGAGCAAGGGGGUGGCCCUGGUGGUAGAGCCAUGCGAGGUGCCGGUGUGCGUGAGGGGGGUGGUGCUGUCACAUAUGAGGUAGGCAGGGUAGCAAGAGCAGCAGCAUUAGGGGCAGGCGGUGGUGUGGGCUGGUGGAGCGAAACAGUAGAGAGGUGGUGGCGUGGACGGGGCAGAGAGGAGGGCACGGAGGCGGAGGGGGGAGGUGGCAGGCGGUGUGUGGUGCUGCUGACAUGUGAGGACACGGGGUGUGGCAUCGCAGAGGAGGAGCAGCGCGACGUGUUUCAGGCGUUCAUGCAGGUGAGCCCUGCCCCUCAUGCAGCCCUGCCCCUCAUGCAGGUGAGCCCUGCCCCUCAUGCAGCCCUGCCCCUCAUGCAGGUGAGCCCUGCCCCUCAUGCAGGUGAAUGUGUGUUGGGACACCAAGGCGUUCAUGCAGGUGAGCUCUUAGAAUGUGUGUUGGGGCACCAAGGCGUUCAUGCAGGUGAGCUCUUAGAAUGUGUGUUGGGGCACCAAGGCGUUCAUGCAGGUGAGCUCUUAGAAUGUGUGUUGGGGCACCAAGGCGUUCAUGCAGGUGAGCUCUUAGAAUGUGUGUUGGGGCACCAAGGCGUUCAUGCAGGUGAGCUCUUAGAAUGUGUGUUGGGGCACCAAGGCGUUCAUGCAGGUGAGCUCUUAGAAUGUGUGUUGGGGCACCAAGGCGUUCAUGCAGGUGAGCUCUUAGAAUGUGUGUUGGGGCACCAAGGCGUUCAUGCAGGUGAGCUCUUAGAAUGUGUGUUGGGGCACCAAGGCGUUCAUGCAGGUGAGCUCUUAGAGUGUGUGUUGGGGCACCAAGGCGUUCAUGCAGGUGAGCUCUUAGAAUGUGUGUUGGGGCACCAAGGCGUUCAUGCAGGUGAGCUUUUAGAAUGUGUGUUGGGGCACCAAGGCGUUCAUGCAGGCGAGCUCUUAGAAUGUGUGUUGGGGCACCAAGGCGUUCAUGCAGGUGAGCUCUUAGAAUGUGUGUUGGGGCACCAAGGCGUUCAUGCAGGUGAGCUCUUAGAAUGUGUGUUGGGGCCCCAAGGCGUUCAUGCAGGUGAGCUCUUAGAAUGUGUGUUGGGGCACCAAGGCGUUCAUGCAGGUGAGCUCUUAGAAUGUGUGUUGGGGCACCAAGGCGUUCAGGCAGGUGAGCUCUUAGAAUGUGUGUUGGGGCACCAAGGCGUUCAUGCAGGUGAGCUCUUAGAAUGUGUGUUGGGGCACCAAGGCGUUCAUGCAGUGGGCAACAGAAGCUUCAGUGCGAGCGAGGGAGGGCAGGGAUGGGGAGAGGCGGAGGGCACAAGCGCGGUGGAGGGGGCGGGUGAGAAGGUGGUGAGCGCCAAGGACGCUCUCAAGGAGAUGCUUCAGGGCAUGGCGAUCCUGGUGGUGGACGACAACGUGAUCAACCGUUCUCAUCCCCUCUGCACCCCUUCUAUACCCGCUGUACCCGCCGUGGUGGACGACAACGUGAUCAACCGUGGUGGACGACAACGUGAUCAACCGUCCCUCUGUCUCACCCCUCUGCACCCCCCUGUACUCCCUGCACUCACCCAGGUGGUGGACGACAACGUGAUCAACCGGCGGGUGGCAGCGAGCACGCUGGCGCGGUACGGGGCGGAGGUGGCGCUGGCAGAGUCGGGCGAGGCGGCGCUGCGCCUGCUGCAGGCGCGCCACUCCUUCCGCCUCGUGCUCAUGGACCUCCACAUGCCCGCCCUCGACGGCUUCCACACCACCGCCCGCCUGCGCGCCUUCGAGGGCCAAGCCCACACCUCCCAACAGCAGCGCGUUCAUGUGGUGGCCAUGUCAGCGGAUGUGGACUGUGCCGUUGCCGCCCGUGCCACAGAGGCUGGCAUGGAUGGAGCCGUGCAGAAGCCACUCAAUGAGAGAGUGCUGCUGCAGGUGCUCUCAACACUAAAUGGUUCUUUUAGUACUCUCGCUUCCGCCCCGCCUACCGACCGGCCCCCGCUAGCGCGCCCCUUAGCCCCUCCUGUCGCACCCCUCUAA
Closterium sp. Naga37s-1 is the source of this 3396-nucleotide messenger RNA. Lineage: Eukaryota; Viridiplantae; Streptophyta; Zygnematophyceae; Desmidiales; Closteriaceae. The record is from the annotation of a GenBank genome assembly.